AUGAUCUUGCAGGUGAUGGGGAAAGCCGCACCCCCAAGAGGGCCCGGUCCCAAGUGGCUGCUGGGCGUUUUGGUGUGGAUCUCACUCUGGGAGACGCUGGCACUGACACGUGGGCGGUGGUGCGAGAGGACAGUCCAGGUGACGGAGGAGGAAGUGGUCAGCCCCCGGCGUGAGGAAGUGGUGCCCUGCUCCGAUGUCUACCAGUACAACAUGGCGGGCUGGCAUCUGGACCGAGGCAGGAUGCACCAAGCCUAUGGCAGAGAGGGAAGCCACUCCCAGGUGGGAUCCAGCACCACCCUCUGCUACAUCUACAAGCCCGAGGACACGAGGCCCCUGGUGUGGAACCGCACAGUGCGCGCUUGCUGUGAGGGAUGGAGUGGACCCCAUUGCUCAGAAGGAAUGGGGCUGGCAGGCCGCUGCUUUUCCACCUGGCAGUGCCAGGACGUGCCAGGGAUGCAGAAUCUCUCAUUGGUCAGCAUAGACGAGUGCUGCGGCCGCCCUGGGGGGCACAGCUGGAAGAACUCCUCCUCCGGCAUCUGCUUCAGCUGCUCCUACGUGCCCAAGAAAGCCCCCUCGGCGCUUCUGGCUCGUUCGGGGCAUCUCCGGCGGGCCUUUGCCACCUGCGUGACCUGGGCGGGCAUCCACUAUCGCAGCUUUGACGGCAAACAUUUCCGCUUCCACGGGAACUGCACGUAUACCUUUGCCGCCGCGUCUGACGGUACCUGGGCUGUCCAAGUCUCCUCUGGUCGGGGGGGCUGCUUGCCCGGCCUCUGCCACAGGGCCCUCCACAUGCUGUUCGGACUCGACUCAGUAGAGGCUGAGGGGCGGAGCGUCUCCGUGAACGGUGCCGCGGUGCUAGAGGGGGAGCCACGGAUGCAAAAAGGGAUCAGCAUCUGGUGGCUGGGAGACUUCCUCUUUGUGGAGAGCGGCCUGGGUGUUCGGAUCAAGUUUGACGGGCGCGACACCGUCUACAUUACUGUAGGGGCAGAGCUGAGAGGCGUCACACAAGGGCUGUGCGGACUCUACAACGACGACCCUGCAGAUGACUUCCUGCGAGUGGGAGGGGACACAGUCACGUUGGCAAAUAGUUUUGGCAAUUCGUGGCGCAUCCCAGAUGCUGCAUCGAGUUCCUGCACAGAUGCUGCAGAGGAGACGCACCGCUGUGAUCUGGGGGGAGGACAUGCCACUCAGCAGGAGGCGGAGUCAGUGUGCCAGAGACUGAUGUCCAGCCCUUUCAGCCAGUGCCACUCAGAGGUGGACCCCAGCGGAUUCUAUGACACCUGCGUGUACUUGCAGUGCAGUGGAGCCGGGACGGAGGCCUUCUGCGAGACCUUUGCCAGCUAUGCCCGCGAGUGUGCCCAGCAGCGCAUUUAUCUCAACUGGAGGCAGCCUGGAUUCUGUGAGAAGUCGUGCGGCCGAGGGAAAGUGUACUCGGACUGCGUCUCCUCGUGCCCUGCCAGCUGUGCCGCCGUGGGUCCUGCCGAGGAAGGAGGCUGCCGGGACGAGUGUGUGAGCGGCUGCGAAUGCCCCCCGGGCCUCUACCUGGAGGAGGGGGCCUGCGUCCCAGAGAGCCACUGCCCCUGCUUCCACCGGCGUCAGAAGUAUGCCCCGGGAGAGACCUUGCAGCAGCGCUGCAACCAGUGCACAUGCCAAGGGGGCCACUGGCUCUGUUCCCAAGACCAGUGCGCCGGAGAAUGCGCCAUGCUUGGUGACUCUCACUACCUGACCUUCGAUCGCAAGCGCUACUCCUUCCAUGGUGCCUGCCACUACUUCCUGGUGCAGGAUUUUGUGGAUGGGAAGCUGCAGGUUUCUGCAGAGAACGAAGCCUGUGGAAACCAGGGAGCUGGGAGCUGCCUCCAGGCCGUGACCGUCACUGUGCACAAGGUGUCUGCUCGGCUGUCCCUCGCAGCAGCGUCCUUUAAGCGACAACGAGGAUUGACGAGAAUGGGGUUUCUGGAACUGCCUCAGACCGAGCCAAUAAUAAUGUCUCUCCCUGCCUCUGCCCCACAGCCCUGCCAUGACCGGGUGGAGAGAGAGCCCUUCUUCCAGCUCUGUCUCCAGGACGUGUGCGGCUGCUUGGCUGGUCAGGACUGCCUCUGCAGGGCGGUGGCUGCCUAUGCCCGAGAGUGUGCCCAGGAGGGAGUGCCGGUCUCCUGGAGGAACCGGAGCUUCUGCUCGGUGCAGUGCUCUGGGGGCCAGGUCUACCAAGAAUGUGCGGCCCCCUGCGGACUGACGUGUGCUGACCGGCGCAUGGAAGCGCUUGCCGCUUGCCGGGAUCUGGAUGGGCUCUGUGUGGCUGGAUGCAACUGCCCAGCAGGCCUGGUCCUAGACGACGAUGGUCAGUGCGUCCGGCCGGAGACGUGCCCCUGCAUGGAUGGGGAGGAGGCGCUUCCGCCUGGCAGCGAGAUCCGGAAAAGCUGCAACACCUGCAUCUGCACGGGCGGGGCCUGGAACUGCACCAAGGAGAGCUGCCCCCUGGCCGUGGUCUGUCCUGGGGAGCUGGUCUUCGCCUACGGCUCCUGCCUGCGCACUUGCGAGAGCCCCGAGGGCAACCUCAGCUGCUCGGGCCUCUCUGACGGCUGCGUCUGCCCCCCGGGCACUGUCCUCUUGAACCAGCACUGCGUCUCCCCGGAGGAGUGCCCCUGUCACCACAACGGCCGGCUGUACCAGCCCAACGACACCAUCGCCAAGGACUGCAACACCUGCACUUGCCGCAAUCGGCGCUGGGAGUGCAGCCGCCACCACUGCAGCGGGAUGUGUGUUGCCACGGGGGACCCCCACUACAUCACCUUUGAUGGGCGGGCCUACAGCUUCCUGGGGGACUGCGAAUACAUCCUGGCGCGGGAGGGUAGCGGGGCCUUCAGCGUCACUGCUGAGAAUGUGCCGUGUGGGACCAGCGGCACCACCUGCACCAAGUCCGUCCUGGUGCUCGUUGGCAACACUGUGAUCCACCUCCUCCGAGGAAAAGAUAUAACAGUGAACGGGGUCUCGGUGCGGCCCCCCAAGACUUACACUGGGAACGGCCUGACCUUUGAGAGAGCCGGGCUCUUCAUCGCUCUCAUCUCCCGUGUGGGGCUGACAGUGCUCUGGGACGGAGGCACUCGGGUCUACGUCAAGCUGGACGCCAAGUACCAGGGCCGUGUGGCAGGCCUGUGUGGGAACUUCGAUGGGGACACAGAGAACGACUUCGUCAGCAGGCAGGGUAUCGUCGAGCCCACCGCCGACCUCUUUGGCAACUCCUGGCGGGUCAGCCUGCUGUGCCCGGAGGUCAACAGCGAGGACUUUGAGCACCCGUGCACGGUGAACUCCCACCGGGUGACCUGGGCUCGGAAGCGCUGCGGGAUCCUGCUGCAGGACCUCUUUGCCCCCUGCCGCGAGGAGCUCCCCUGCCAGCAGUUCUACGAGUGGUGUGUCUUUGACGCCUGCGGGUGUGACUCGGGGGGAGACUGUGAGUGCCUGUGCACGGCCAUUGCCACUUAUGCCGAGGAGUGCAGCAAGCGGGGCGUGGCCGUGCGCUGGAGGAGCCAGGAGCUGUGCCCCCUGCAGUGUGACCAUGGGCUGGAGUACGAUCCCUGUGGCCCUGCCUGCCCCCAGUCCUGCAAGAACUUUGGCCUGGAGCCCCCCGAACACUGCCAGGCCCUCACCUGCGUGGAGGGAUGCUUCUGCCCGGAGGGGAAGGUGUCGCAUGAUGGCCAAUGCAUCGACCCCUCCGAGUGCCCCUGUUACUGGGAGGGCACCGUGUUCCCCCUGGGCGCUCUGGUGAUGCAGGAGUGCAGGAACUGCUCGUGCGAGGCAGGCUUGUGGCAAUGCACGGCGCCGCUGGAGCAGUGCGCCCCCGCACCCCACUGCUGCGGGCCGGCCUGUCAGCCCGGCGAGUUCCGGUGCGCAGUCGGGCGCUGCUUGCCGUACCUCCACCGCUGUGACGGACACGAUGACUGCGGAGACUUCAGCGACGAGCGGGACUGCGUGUGCCCCCCUGGGGACUUCCAGUGUCCGGAUGGCCAGUGUCUCUCCCAAGCUCUGGUCUGCGACAGCAAGCAGGACUGUCCCACCGGAGCGGACGAGGCCUUCUGCCCAGGCCAAGUGACCUGUGCCCCUGGACAGCUGCCUUGUCCAGACGGCGUCUGCUUGAGCCGCGUGCAGGUGUGUGACGGAGUGCGGGACUGCUCUGACGGUGCAGAUGAGAACCCGGCUCAGUGUUGGCUGGUCCAAACCACUCCCCUGGCGGCCACGGUUCCCUCAAGUCUCCCUGUGACUCCCCAACCACCUGUCGACAGGACCCUGGUGCCACCCUGUGGCCGGUACGAGUUCCACUGCCACAGCGGGGAAUGCCAGCCGCGCGGCUGGGUGUGCGACGACGAAGCCGACUGCCUGGACGGCAGCGACGAACUGAACUGCAGCCGCCCGUGUGGGCUCGACCAGUUCCCCUGCCAGCUUGGCAACGAAUGCAUCCACUACAGCCGCCUGUGUGACGGAGCGUCCCACUGCCAGGACCAGUCCGACGAGAGCGUCGACACCUGUGGCUCCACCCAGAUCCCGCCCUGCCCGGGGUUCUUCAUUUGCAACAACCGCAUGUGCAUCAAUGUCUCCAGGGUGUGUGACGGUUCCCCCGACUGUCCCCAGGGAGACGACGAGCUGGCCUGUGCAAGCCGCGUGGCUCCACCCGGCGAGAGGAACCGAACGGAGGGACCCUGCGCAGAAUACUCCUGCGGGGACGGCGGCUGCAUUGCCUUUAAACAGGUGUGCAACGGUCUGGCCGACUGUGCUGACGGCAGUGAGGCCUCUGGCUGGCUCCCAUCAGACGAGUGGGACUGUGGCCUCUGGGCCCCUUGGGCCCCCUGGAGCUCCUGUAGCCGCUCCUGCGGAACCGGCCUCCAGGUCCGCCGGAGGACCUGCACCAGGCGGGCAGACGACGUCCUGCGGCACUGCCUGGGCGAGGAGACCCAGGCGCAGCAGUGCUUCGCGGUGGCCUGCCCAGUGGACGGCACGUGGACUGAGUGGACGGCGUGGUCGAACUGCACGCGGGACUGCCGUGGGGUGGUGGUGCGACGCCGGGAGUGCCUGCCGCCCCAGAACGGGGGCCGCCACUGCACAGAGACGCCAGAGGCUUCCUCCAGCACCGUCGAGAUCAAGCCCUGCCAACUGGAAGGAUGCCGCAACGCUUCCACCUGCCCCGGGGAGCUGGUGAGCCGGAAGUGCGCCCCCUGCCCCACCUCCUGUGCGGAGCUCUCCAGCCGCACCAGGUGCAAGAAGGACAGAUCGUGCAGCCCAGGUUGCUGGUGCCCCGAAGGGCUGCUUUUGGAUAGCGAGCAGCGCUGUGUGCGCCCGCGGGAAUGCCCUUGCCAGGUGGAGGGCACCCGCUACUGGCCUGGCCAGCUGGUGAAGGUCAACUGCCGGAUCUGCACGUGCCAGGAUGGGCAGAUGAAGCGCUGCCGGCAAAACCCGGAGUGCACAGUGAACUGCGGCUGGUCGUCCUGGUCCCCCUGGGGCGAGUGCCUGGGUCCCUGCGGGGUGCAGAGCAUCCAGUGGUCCUUCCGCAGCCCCAACAACCCCAGCAAGCAUGGGAACGGGCGCCAGUGCCGUGGCAUCUACCGGAAGGCCCGCAGGUGCGAGACGGAGCCGUGCGAGGAGUGUGAGCACCACGGCCGGACCCACGCCAUCAGCGACCGCUGGCGGUCAGGGCAGUGCCAAGUGUGCCAGUGCCUGCCCAACCUGACGGUGCAGUGUUCCCAGUAUUGCCCCUACACCACCGUGGCCUGCCCCGAGGGCCGAGUCCUCGUGGAGGGCCGAGGAGACGCCUGUUGCUACUGCAGGGAAGCUGGUGAGAACCAAACGGCCAUGCCCACCGAGCCAGCAGUCACGCCCCUGGGGCCCAGUGGGGCCAGCCCAGCUGCCGUCACCACACCCGUGCCGCUCAGCACCUUCCCUCUGCCCCCGCUUGGUGACCUCUGCUACAGCCCCCUGGGCAUCGCCUCCUUGCCAGACACCAGCUUCAGCGCCUCCUCACAACAGCCAGAGAACCCGGCGCAUGCGGCUCGCCUCAACCGUGUCCUGCCCCACUCGGAUUUGCAGGGGUGGGGCCCCCAAGCAGACGUGUAUCCUGAGCUGCUCUCCCGGCCCCCCUUCUUGCAUGUGGAUCUGGGGGAGCCCAGAAACCUUACAGGGGUAGUGGUGCAAGGAGCCGGAUCCUCCGAUGCCUACGUGACCAGCUUCUUCCUGCAGUUCAGUCCGGAUGGCACGAGAUGGCAUGACGGCUCUGAGAUGUCCCCACUGUUCCAGGGGAACUCAGAUGACUCGACCCCUGUGGUGCGGACCUUCCAGCAUGUGGUGCUCGCCCGGCAUGUCCGCAUCCUGCCUCACGACUUCCACAACGGGAUCUUCUUGCGCAUGGAGCUGUUGGGCUGUGGGAAAGUGUCUCCAGAGCUCCCUGUGACCCCGUCUCGAGUGCCAGGGGGGAGGCCUUGCCGAACAGGCGAGUUCCAGUGCCAGAACGGAGGCUGCGUCCCUGCAGGGCCUAACGGCGCCAUCUGCAACGGAGUCAACGACUGCGGGGACUUCUCUGAUGAACUCCGCUGUGGAGCUGCCCCUUCGCUGUCGCCUGCCACCCCGCAGGUCUGCCUGCCCUCCCAGUUCCACUGUGCCUUAGCCAACGUCUGCAUCGAGGUGGCCCAGAGAUGCGAUGGGGCCCCCCACUGCCCAGAUGCCACGGAUGAGGCCGGCUGCAUCUCCACGACCAGAGUUCCCCCCGUCAGAAUUUCCCCACCCGUGGUGCUUCCACACUGUCAUUUCAAUUGCCACGAGAAGACUCAUUCCUUCCUGCACUGUUUCUUUCAGCCCGUGGACCCUCGAGAGGCCGUCUGUGCCCUACGCGACCCAGAUCUCUGCAGCCAACCCCUUGGCCUGGGCGACGGACGCAUUCUCAGCCAGCAACUGAGCUCCUCUUCCUACCUAGACGGUAGCCCUCCAGAUGCCGGCCGCCUCAGCGCCACGCCCAAUGCGCAGGACUCAGACGUGGGCUGGAGCCCCCACCAGGCUGACCCCAGCCCCUACUUCCAGGUGGACUUCCGGCGGCCCACCUUCAUCACGGCGGUGGUCACACAGGGCGGGGGCCCGGUGGGGGGCUUUGUCACCCACUACCGGCUGGCCUAUAGCAAGGACGGUGUCCACUUUCAGAACUACACAGGGGCAAGGCCCAGCGCGGCAGCCUCCCAGCACGCCCAGGUUCUGGACGGCAACUCCGACAGGUCCACUCCGGUGCACCAGGAGCUGAGCCCGCCCGUCUUGGCCCGCGUCCUGCGCCUGCUGCCCACCGCCCACCACGGCAGCAUCUCCCUGCGGAUGGAGGCCCUCGGCUGCUCCUGGAAAGCAGAGCCUGUGGGCGAUGCAACGACCCCCUACGGCAGGGUCCGAGUCCCCGGAACAGCCGGCACGGAGCUCCCCCACAGGGGGCCGGUCUCCUUCCCGUGGAAGCUCACUGGGACACCUGGCCUGACUCAGGAGUUCCAGCACUUUGGAGUAGCGACCAUGAAGCCCGGAGAGACGCCAGCCCCUGCGACAGGCGGACCUGGGAUCGAGGUCUCCAAGCGGCCCCGAGAACCCACCAUGCCUGCUGCCUCUCCCACGGGGACUUCCAGCCUCUCCUGGCCCCUUUCUCAAGGACUGGAGCAGCGGCUGGCACCCACUGUGCCAAGCGUCACGUCCGGAAGCCCCGGCGACAUGGGUCUGCCUGGACUCCGCACCCUCCCGUACCAGCCCAGUCUACCAGGGCUGGGACCCACAUUCGCAGGGCCCACCCGCACCCGAGGCCCCGACAUGCCCCGGAUCCUUUGCACUCAGGGGCAGUUUGCCUGUGAGCUGUUUGGUUGCGUGGAGGCGUCCUUUGUGUGUGACGGCCAAGAGGACUGUCUGGAUGGCUCUGAUGAGAUGCGCUGCGGCGGCCCGACAGUUGCACCCGUCCCUACAGCGGCUCCCCUCUCUCCACUGGGCCCUCCCAGCGCCUGUUCCGCCAAGCAGUUCUCCUGUGGCAGCGGGGAAUGCCUGGCCCUUGAGAGGCAUUGCGACCUUCGCCCGGAUUGCCAGGACGGGUCUGACGAGGCCAACUGUGUGGACUGCAUCUUGUCUGCCUGGACCUCUUGGAGCGAGUGCAGCCGAUCCUGCGGGUUGGGAGUGACCUUCCGCCGCCGGGACUUGCUCCGCCAUGCCCUCCCCGGGGGCCAGUGCGACCGAGACGAGUUUGACAGCCGCUCCUGCUUCCACCGGGCUUGCCCAGUGAACGGCGCCUGGGCCUCCUGGGGCGAGUGGUCCGACUGUGAUUGUAAAUCUGCAGACUGUGGCCGGGACAUGGUCUACGUGCAGGCCGGGCACUGCCAGCGAGGCCUGGUGGCUCCGUGCCCCCAAUCAUGCCAGCAGCUGAGUGCCGAGUCGAACUGUCACAGCAGCUGCGUUGAGGGCUGCCGGUGCCCCCCAGGGCUCUUCCUGCAGGACGGAGGCUGCGUGAACAUCAGCCAGUGCCACUGCUUCUUUGGCCACGAGCGGCGUCUCCCGGGGGAGAUGUUCCUGAGACACAACUGCAGCCAGUGUGUCUGUUUGGAUGGCACGGUGACCUGUGACUCAGUGGCCUGCCCCGUGAACUGUGGCUGGUCCGCGUGGUCUCCGUGGACGCCCUGCAGCCGGAGCUGUGGGGUGGGGAUGCAGCAGAGAUUCAGAUCCCCCUCUAACCCAGCCCCCGCCAACGGCGGUGCCCCAUGCCAAGGAGAUGCCCAGGAAGUGCAUGAGUGCCACACCGCCUGCGUCUCAGAAAUCCCCAGCACCUGGAGUGACUGGACCCCCUGGUCUCCCUGCUCCAAGACCUGCUUCUACGCCAUGGAUGGCGUGGGGGUGAGGAAGCGAUUCCGGCACUGCAAUGGCACGGCAGAGACAGUGGGCUGUGAUGGGGACACAGCACAGGAGGAGCCCUGCGACACGCCCCCCUGCCCAGUGGAAGGCAUCUGGACCCCCUGGACAGCCUGGUCCGAAUGCUCCGCUCGAUGUGACUCGGGGGUUCGGACGCGCAACCGCUCCUGCUCCAACCCGGCCUACGGGGGCCCUGAGUGCUCCGGGCCUCUCGUCCAGACUCGUGACUGCAACACACAGCCCUGCAAAGCACGGUGCCCAGGGAACAUGGUCCACCGGACGGCCGAGGAGUGCCGGGAGAAGGGAGGGGCCUGCCCGCGCCUCUGCCUGGACCGGGGCACCCGGGUGGAAUGUGCCUCCCAGUGCACCGAGGGCUGCUCCUGUCCCGAUGGCCUCUUCCUUCAGGAUGACACCUGCGUGCCCCUCAGCGAGUGCCCGUGCUACCACCAGGGGGAGCUCUACCUGCCGGGGGACACCCUCUCGCUCGACUCCUGCAACAACUGCACCUGCCUUGAUGGGGAGAUGGUGUGUGACACGGAGCCCUGCCCGGUGGACUGCGGCUGGAGCACCUGGACCCCCUGGAGCACCUGCAGCCGCACCUGCAACGUGGGCACCCGCCGCCGCUUCCGCUCUGGCUCCGAGCCGGCAGCCUCUGCCGGAGGACACCUCUGCCAGGGGCCCAACGUGGAGAUUGAGUUCUGCAGCCUGCAAGCCUGUCCUGGCUCCGGCACGGAAUGGGGUCCUUGGUCACAGUGUUCGGUGCCGUGUGGAGGCGGCUACCGGAACCGCACACGGGCCAGCACCGUCCUGCGCAGGAUCGACUUUGCCACCUGCAACCUUCACCCCUGCACAGGUGACGUCCCAGGCCAGUGCCCAGAUGGCAAGGUGUGGCAGGAGUGUGCUGAGGGACCGGCCUCUUGCGCAGAGCUCAGCACGGAACCCGCAACCAACGGGACCUGUCAGCCCGGCUGCUUCUGCCCCAGGGGGACUGUCCUGCUGAACAGUCUCUGCGUGCCAGAGGAGGAGUGCCCGUGUGCCCAAGAUGGGGUGCUGUAUGCCCCCGGAGAGCAAGUCCCCAAGGGCUGCGAGAACUGCUCCUGCAUUGCCGGACGGGUGGGCAACUGCUCCCGAGCGGCCUGCGGGGACGUGAACGGCCAGUGGUCUGAAUGGACCCCCUGGAGCAAGUGUUCAGCCGCCUGUGGCCUGGGGCUCCAGAACCGCUUCCACUUCUGCACAAGCCCCCCUCCGUCUGGGAUGGGAGUGCCCUGCCUCGGGCCCGAGCGCGAAGACAAGCCCUGCCAAGUCCAGCCGUGUGCCAGGAGCGGGGCCUGGGGGGAGUGGAGCCCCUGGACCGGCUGCACCGUCAGCUGCGGGGGAGGCAUGCGGAGCCGGAGGAGAGCCUGCGACAGCCCCGCCCCACAGAGCGGAGGGGACUACUGCGAGGGGCCUCCCGCCCAGGUGGAGGCCUGCCACUCGGACCCCUGCCCAGUGCUGGACUGCUCCACCGUGGAUGGCUCCGUGUACAGCAGUUGUGGCCCCUCUUGUCCCCGCACCUGUGACGACAUCUCGCACUGCCUCUGGACCUGUGAGCCCGGCUGCUACUGCACUGGUGGGAAAGUUCUGGACAGGAACGGCACGGCCUGCGUGGAGAAGCACAGCUGCCUCUGCCUGGACCUGCUCUCUGGCCACCGGUACCUGCCAGAACAGACCAUCCCUCACACUGACGGCUGUAACACCUGCACCUGUUCCCAAGGGAAGCUGACCUGCACUAACCUGGUCUGCGCAGCUCCGGGAAGCUGGUGCGACUGGUCCCCUUGGAGCCCCUGCUCUAGGACAUGCGGCAGUGAGAUGGUGACCCGCUACCGUACCUGCAGCUGCCCCAGGCCCCAGAAUGGGGGCCCCGAGUGUGAAGGGAUGCAAGAGUAUCACGGCGGCAGCGGAGUGCAGCUCGAGAGGAAGGAGUGCCCUGCGGCCACUUUCUGUCCAGUGGACGGGGGCUGGAGUUCGUGGAGCCCCUGGACCGCCUGCGACGCCUGCCUGGGGGAGUCCGUGCGGAGCAGGGAGUGCACCAACCCGCCUGCCCGCUUUGGGGGCCUGCCCUGCCCAGAGGAGGCCCGGCAGAGCCGCCCGUGCCACGAUGGAGCCACCGUGUGUGAAGACUGCGGCGGAGGCCAGGUGUCCUUCCCGUGCGGCAAGCCCUGCCCGCGCACCUGCGAGGACCUGCACCCCGACACCACCUGCCUGGAGAGCCUGCAGUGCCAGCCGGUGUGUGCCUGCCCAGAGGGGCAGCUGCUCCAGGAUGGCGCGUGCAUCUGGCCCGCUCAGUGCCGCUGCAAGUACCGUGCCAGCUGGUUGGGUGCCCCCGAGGGACGCAACCUUUCUUCCUGGUCGGGCCUGGCUCCCUGGGAGUACGCCGAGCCAGGGGAGGACAUCUAUGGGCCUUGCCAGAACUGCACUUGCGUGGCCGGACGCCUGCGGUGCCACGUGGACCCCUCGUGUCACCUGCACGGCGGCUGGAGCACCUGGGGGCCGUGGUCACCCUGCACCGUGUCCUGCGGUGGGGGAGAGCAAGUGCGCAGCCACCGGUGUCGCCAGCCAGAGUGCCAUGGCUUGGCCACGCAGAGCAAGACAUGCAACACACAGGUGUGCCUGGAGGCGGGGUGUCCAGUGGGGCGUUUGUACCGGGAGUGCCUGAAGGAGGAGGGGUGUCCCUACAGCUGCGCCCACCUCACCCGUCAGAUGGACUGCUUCUCAGAGGGCUGCGAGGAGGGGUGCCACUGCCCAGUGGGCACCUACCAGCACCGUGGGGCUUGUGUCCAGGAAUGUCCCUGCGUCAUGACCGAGGGAGCCCUGAAGAUGUUCCGGAACCACUCCUCCGAUCAUCCCGGCGGCUCUCCUGCUGCCUUGCAGAGUUGGCUGCCUUCCCUUGGGGAGGAGGUGCCGCCAAACACCACCAUCCAUUCUGCCUGCAGCAACUGCUCCUGUCACAACGGACAGCUGACCUGUGUUUUCUCCCUCUGCCCCGUGGAUGGCGGCUUCACCCCAUGGAGCCCAUGGACACCCUGCUCGUUGACCUGUGGGGGGCUGGGGAACAUGACCAGGUCACGCGAAUGCAACAAUCCCUCGCCUGCCAGUGGGGGGAAGGAGUGCCUUGGCCCCCGAGUUGACAUUAGGUACUGCCAGACACCAGAUUGCCAAGUUCUGGCCGGUCCCACGAAAGAGCCCGUCUCUGGCACCCCAGGUGGCUUCACCCCCUGGUCCCCCUGGACUCCCUGCUCCAAGACCUGCACCGACCCAGACCUCCCAGCCCUCAAGACCCGCAUGCGCUUCUGCCCCGGAGGGGCCAACUGCACGGGAGACGCAUUCCAGGAGCGAGAGUGCAAUUUGCCCCAGUGCACAGACACCCCGCUGUGCCAGGGUGAGGCGUGCUUGGACGUGAACUGCACCUGGAACCCCUGGUCCCCAUGGAGUGAAUGCUCCCGCACCUGCGGGGCUGGGCAGCAGCGGCGCCUGCGCACCUACAACCCGCCUGGGCAAGGCGGGCAUUGGUGCCAGGACAUCCUGGUGGCCAACACUGAGCGGCGUUUCUGCAACCUGCAGGCCUGCAAAGUGGACGGCGCCUGGUCCAAGUGGAGCCCCUGGUCCUGGUGCGACCGCAGCUGUGGCGGGGGACGCUCAGCACGCACGCGGAUUUGCACCAGCCCCCCACCCAAGAACGGAGGGCGCCCCUGCCCUGGCGAGAAGUACCACGUGCGGGUCUGCAACCCUCAGCCCUGUGAAGAGAGCUGCCCGCCAGGGAUGCACCAGACAGACUGUGCCAGUAAGUGCCCGCGCCACUGCUGGGACCUCCAAGAAGGCAUUGUGUGCCAGGACGGGGAGGACUGUGAACCUGGCUGCCGAUGCCCAGAUGGGACGCUGGAGCAGGACGGCGCCUGCAUCUCUCCAGACCACUGCGAGUGCACCGAUGCCCAGGGGCACAGCUGGGCACCAGGCAGCACCCAUGAUGAUGGCUGCAACAACUGCUCCUGCACCGAGGGGCGACUCCUCUGCACCAAUGACACCUGCCCCCCUGGCGACUGUGCCUGGAGCCUCUGGUCUACCUGGUCCCCCUGCAGCGCCACCUGCGGGAGCGGCCGACACACCCGCUUCAGGACCGCCACGUCUGGCUCAUGGGACUCAGAGUGCCUGAAAGAGCAGCUGCAGACCCGCCACUGUGCCCCGGGCCCCUGCCCUCCGCUGUGUUUGCGCGAGGACGAAGAGAUGCAGCUGGGUAGCAUGUGGCUUCUGGGAGAGUGCCAGCAAUGCAUCUGCACCCCGGAGGGCGUCUACUGCAUGGACAUUGCAUGUGCAGUUCAUGGAGCCUGGACCCCCUGGUCGCCCUGGUCCGACUGCCCUGUCACCUGCGGCCGCGGCACCCAGAUCCGCACCCGGGCAUGCAUCAACCCCCCACCACGCAACAAUGGCUCCCCCUGCCCCGGCCCUGAGACGCAGGCUCAGAACUGCACCGCCCAGCCUUGCCCAGGGGCUGAGCUCUGCCAGUGGUCCCCCUGGAGUCAGUGUUCAAGGUCCUGUGGCACGGGCUUGACCGCCCGUACAGGGGUGUGUGCCUGCCCGCCCUCUGAGGCAACUGGGGUUCCUUGCAAGAAUGAGACCCGCCAGGAUAUGCAGGCGUGCUAUCUCUGGGCCUGCGAAGAUUGUCCCUGGAGUUCCUGGACGCGGUGGACUGAGUGUUCGUGCAGCUUCCUGGUACAGCAGCGAUACCGGAACCAGCAGGGCCUGGAGCCUGACGGGGAGCCCUGCGUGGGCUUGGAUGGGCAGUUCCGCAUGUGUGACUAUUCCCAGUGCUCGGAGUCCAGCUGUGAGGCCCCCUUUGAGUUCCAGGAGUGCGGCUCCCCCUGCGACAGCCUCUGCUCCACCCUCCAGCACCCGGAGCUGUGCCAGGACAUCCCCCGCUGCCUGCCUGGCUGCUACUGCCCACAGGGCCUGGUGGAGCAGAAGGGGGCCUGUGUCCCGCCCUCUCAGUGUGGCUGCCUUCACUUCAACCAAUCGGAAGGCCCCACGUACCUGGCAGCAGGAGACACGGUUUGGAUUGGAUGCAAGGAAUGCCUGUGCCAGCGAGGGACGCUCCAGUGCAGCAGUGAAGGCUGCCAAGGCCUCCUCCCCCUCAGCGCCUGGUCCGAGUGGACGCCCUGCUCCGCCUGCCUGCCCUGGAUGGCCCUCAGCCCCGGCGCCGCCUCUGCCCUCCUGGCUCGGGACCCCCACGGGCCCGUGGAGGCCCCUCACCCCCACUCCGCCCUGGUGUCCGUGCAGCAUCGCUACCGGGUGUGUCUGGACCCCCAGACGGGCAAGCCGUGGGCAGGGCAGGCUGCCCUGUGCUCGGCGGACGUGGAACAGGAGCGCCUCUGCCCGGACCCUCACGCUUGCGAAGACUUCUGCCUGUGGAGUGAGUGGAGUCCCUGGAGCCCAUGUCGUGAGCCCUGCAGUGGGGGCUUCCGUGUGCGAUGGCGCUCUGCCCGCCACCCUGCAGGAGCGCAGCGCUGCCAGGGGCCGCGGUCACAGUCCGAGAGCUGCAACACAGCUGCCUGCCCAGGAGAGGCGUGUGAGGAUCGGGGCAAGGUGCAUGACCCAGCCUGUGCCAAUGGCUGCCCCCGGAGCUGUGUGGACCUCUGGGAGCACGUGGAGUGUCUGCAAGGAGAAUGCAAGCCAGGCUGCCACUGCCCUGAAGAGAAGCUCCUGCAGGACGGGGUGUGCGUGCCGGUCCCCACAUGCCGCUGCGGACUCCCUACAGCCAACGGCACCCUGGAGUACCUGCCUGGGCAGGCUGCCAGGCUGGAGUGUCAUAACUGCACCUGUGUGAACGGCACCUUUGAGUGUCCGGAGCAGGAGUGCCCAUCCUACGGAGAAUGGUCCCCUUGGAGCCCCUGCUCAGCCAGCUGUGGAGGGGGGAGUGCCCUAAGACACCGCCCUUGCCACGAGAGCCCCGGAGGAGCCCCCUGUGCUGCUGAAGACAUGGAGGAAGUGGCCCAGUGCACCCCACAGCCCUGUCCUGGGGCCUGCCUGCUGAGCGAGUGGUCCGCGUGGAGCCCCUGCAGCGCCAGCUGUGGUGGAGGCACGUCUGAGAGGAGCCGCAGCCCGGUCUCCCCCCUGGGGGACCCGUGUCCCUCCCCGCUGCUGCAGCACCAAGCCUGCAACACACACAACUGCACCCCAGAGUGCCCGGGGGUCCAAGUCUUCAACACCUGUGCCAACGCCUGCCCACAAGCCUGCUCGGACCUGCGCCCAGAAACCCAGUGCCUGCAGGAGGGGUGCCAGCCCGGCUGCUCCUGCCCCUCUGGCCAGGUGAUGCAGGACGGGGCGUGCGUCCCCGCGGAGGCGUGUCGCUGCUCCCUCGGCCCGGCCUCGGCCUUGCCCUGGGCUGCCAACCUGUCGCAGGAGGAGCAGGCCAAGGAGUACCCGCCUGGCACGGUCAUUCAGCACGAGUGCAACAGCUGCGUCUGCCGUAACGGCACCUUCACCUGCAGCCAGGAGCCCUGUGAUGUGCCGUUCAUUUGGGCAGAAUGGUCUCCCUGGUCGCCCUGCUCUGUGACUUGUGGCCCCGGAGAGCAGACCUCCCGGCGGCACUGGCUGCAGCAGCGGCUGUUUGGCGGCACUGAGUGUGAAGGCCACGCCGUGCUCCAGCAGCCUUGUUCCCUCCCAGACUGUGCCUGCCCUGACGGAGAACUCUGGCUCCAGCCCGACUCUGCCGGCCGGUGCGAGCGGAGCUGCUCCCAGAUCUACGAGGACCCCCCGCAGAACUGCAGCAGGGGAGCAGAGGGGGGCUGUGCGUGCCAGCCCGGGCACUACCGGAACGGCAGCGGGCACUGCGUCGUGGCCGCACACUGUGAGUGUGAGCACGGAGGCCGGGUUUACUCGGCUGGGGAAGAGUGGCACGUGGGCUGCGAAACCUGCCGCUGCUUGAACGGGAAGGCCACCUGCGGGACUGGCUGCCCUCCACUCACCUGUCUUGAGGGAGAAGCCAAGGUACAGGAUCCUACCGGUUGCUGCCCCGUCUGCAGGAAGGAGGUGCUUGAGGAGCCCCCGUCCUUUUGUCAGCACUACACGGAACUGCGCAACAUCACCAAAGGGCCCUGCUUCCUGGCAGAGGUGGAGGUGAGCUACUGCAGCGGGCGCUGCCCCUCCCACACCAAUGUCAUCCCCGAGGAGCCCUACCUGCAGACCUUGUGCGACUGCUGUAGCUACCGCCUGGACCCGGUGAGCCCGGUGCGCAUCCUGAACCUGCAGUGCGAAGGGGGUGAGACGGAGCCAGUGGUCCUGCCCGUCAUCCACAGCUGCGAGUGCAGCAGCUGCCAAGGUGGCGACUUCUCCAAACGCUGA
Molecule: messenger RNA, 16266 nt
Organism: Gekko japonicus
Lineage: Eukaryota; Metazoa; Chordata; Lepidosauria; Squamata; Gekkonidae
Gene: SSPO
Product: SCO-spondin
Exons: 111
Coding region: 1-16266 (5421 amino acids)
Cellular component (GO): extracellular matrix
Molecular function (GO): protein binding
Source: RefSeq, a predicted model, not a curated record